This is a messenger RNA of Macrosteles quadrilineatus (aster leafhopper), 1121 nucleotides long. RefSeq names its product elongation of very long chain fatty acids protein 4-like. The record is from RefSeq and is a predicted model, not a curated record. The transcript is spliced from 8 exons. NCBI's taxonomy places the organism in Eukaryota, Metazoa, Arthropoda, Insecta, Hemiptera, Cicadellidae. Gene Ontology annotation, biological process: fatty acid elongation, polyunsaturated fatty acid; very long-chain fatty acid biosynthetic process; fatty acid elongation, monounsaturated fatty acid. The coding region runs from base 101 to 919 and encodes 272 amino acids. Gene Ontology annotation, cellular component: endoplasmic reticulum membrane. Gene Ontology annotation, molecular function: fatty acid elongase activity.
CCCAGGUCUGGUGUAGCAGGUCCCCGGCCUUGGCUACCUGCCUCACGGAUUUGCUCACACUGAUUUUUUCCCAAACGCUUAGUGGUGUGCUCGGCUUACGAUGGGGACGAUGACCGCAACAUCAGCGACCCUCAACGCAACCCAGGACAUUCCGUUGGAUGAGGAGUCCAUGCUCAACUCGUGGGCGCUGCUGGCCACACCAUGGCCUGUUCUGGCCAUUCUCAGUUCCUACCUGGGGUUUGUGCUGUGGCUGGGCCCCAGUAUCAUGAGACAACGUAAGGCUAUGGACCUUCGUCACCUGAUGAUGGUCUAUAACCUCUACCAGGUCAUCUACAACGGAGCUCUCGUUGGAUGGUUCUUUACGCACAGUACUGCCAUUUCGUAUGUAAUCGAACAUGGAUGUCAUCCGCUGGACCCAAAGUUGAAUCCUUUAAGGACCGAGCUUCAUCUCGCAUCUUGGUGCUACUUGUUCGCUAAGAUCGUUGAUAUGAUUGAUACUGUGUUUAUGAUUCUACGAAAGAAAGACUCGCACGUGACUUUCCUCCAUCUCUAUCAUCACACCAGCAUGGUGGCGUUCUCUUGGCUCAGUGUCAAGUAUAUACAAGCUGAGCAAGGAAUAGUUCUUGGUGUGUUAAACUCAUUCGUCCACGUUGUCAUGUACACUUAUUACUUUCUGGCUGGACUAGGACCUGAAGUUCAGAAGUACUUGUGGUGGAAGAAAUAUAUCACAAAGUUACAGCUGACCCAGUUUGUGUUCGCCAUCAGCUUCAUGGUAUACCUGUUAUACAACCGGUGCACCGUACCUCAGGUCUACAAUGUUAUUUGGGUCGUCAAUGUUGCGGUCAUCAUGGCACUCUUCGUUAACUUUUACAUCCAGACUUACAUCAAGAAACCAGCUCAAAUCAAGAAGACCAAAUAAGAACUAGAAGCUGCACUGAGAUGUGACCAACACAUGGUCAAUACAUUAGCUUUAUACAUUGUUAUUCCAUAGCAUUUUACAUGUUAUUGUAAGAUUGGAUUUUCUAUCUAUUUUUUCUAUAAACACAAAUCCGUCCCAAAAUUAACGCAUAUUGUGUUAUAUUUAUGUGCUUAAUGUGUAAUAAAGAUUAACUUGUUACUAA